AUGGGCCACUCGAAGCCAGGAGGGUGUCCCAGCAAAGAAGCCCCUGAUGGGGGUUGGGGCUGGAUGGUGCUGAUUGGCUGCUUUGUGAUCACUGGAUUCUCCUACGCCUUCCCGAAAGCUGUCAGUGUUUACUUCAAGCAACUGAUGCACGAGUUCCACAUUGGAUACAGUGACACUGCCUGGAUUUCCUCCAUUAUCCUGGCCAUGCUCUACGGCACAGGGCCCUUGUGCAGUAUUGUGGUGAAUCGUUUCAGCUGCCGGCCUGUGAUGUUGGUCGGCGGUUUACUGGCUUCAUCUGGAAUGAUUCUUGCGUCCUUUUCUGUGAACAUCACCCAGCUGUACCUGACUGCUGGGGUCCUAACAGGUCUUGGACUCGCUCUGAACUUCCAGCCAUCGCUCAUAAUGCUGGGCAGGUACUUUGAUAAGAAGAGGCCAUUGGCCAAUGGGCUAGCAGCAGCGGGGAGCCCGGUGUUCCUCAGUGCCCUCUCCCCAUUCGGCCAGGUCCUGCUGGAUUAUUACGGCUGGAGAGGGGGCUUCCUCAUCAUGGGGGGUCUGUUACUCAACUGCUGCACGUGCGGAGCUGUCAUGAGGCCUCUCGAGAGUCUGAGGCAGAGCGGCAAAGACCAGCCUGAAGCCAAGGAGAUGCUCCCCACCACCAACGCCGAGGUCACUGGCCUGGAGCUGGAGAAUUCCCAACAGGUCGUGACCAGAAACAGCACCAAGUUCGGCAGCAGGAAGUCAGGAGCGAACAAAAAAAGCCAGAAGCUCCUGGAUUUCAGCGUAUUCCGGAGCCGGGACUUUGUCAUCUACACCAUCUCCAAGUUCAUCCUGGUCCUAGGCCUCUUUGUGCCUCCAAUCAUGAUCGUUAACUACGCCAAAGACAUGGGGAUCCCAGACACUGAGGCUGCCUUCCUGCUCUCCAUCAUUGGCUUCAUUGACAUCUUCGCCCGGCCCCUGAGUGGGGUGGUCGCUGGCCUGGAUCUGGUGCGGCCGCGAGUCGCCUACUUUUUCAGUUUCUCCAUGCUGUGUAACGGACUGACCGAUGUCCUGAGCGCCAAAGCGGCCACCUACAGCGGGUUGGUGGCUUUCUGCGUCUUCUUCGGGGUGACCUAUGGGAUGGUGGGAGCUCUGCAGUUCGAGGUUCUCAUGGACAUCGUUGGCUCCCAGAAGUUCCCCAGUGCCAUCGGCUUGCUGCUGCUCAUUGAGGCCUUCGCUGUUCUCAUCGGACCCCCCUCAGCAGGGCACCUGGUGGAUGCUUUCAACAAUUACCAGCUCAUCUUCUAUAUGGCUGGCUCAGAGCUGAUACUGUCGGCUGUGUUUCUGUCCGGAGCGUUCUAUCUCUGCCUCAGACAGGAGCAGCCCAAGAGCAGCAAAGGACAGCAGCAAGUGGAGGAGCUGGCCUUGGGGGAGAGCGACACGGUGCAGGACUGCACAGGGGAUCUGUGUGAGAGCCUGAAGGAGGAAGGAGCGGAGAUACAGAGCGUUCCGAGCAACACAGAAAGACCAGCUUAUAAAUAA
This is a messenger RNA of Hemiscyllium ocellatum (epaulette shark), 1518 nucleotides long. It is a transcript of the gene slc16a8, whose product is annotated as solute carrier family 16 member 8. NCBI's taxonomy places the organism in Eukaryota, Metazoa, Chordata, Chondrichthyes, Orectolobiformes, Hemiscylliidae. Gene Ontology annotation, biological process: monocarboxylic acid transport; transmembrane transport. Gene Ontology annotation, cellular component: membrane. The coding region runs from base 1 to 1518 and encodes 505 amino acids. The transcript has 4 exons. The record is from RefSeq and is a predicted model, not a curated record. Gene Ontology annotation, molecular function: monocarboxylic acid transmembrane transporter activity.